Molecule: messenger RNA, 426 nt
Organism: Chaetomium strumarium
Lineage: Eukaryota; Fungi; Ascomycota; Sordariomycetes; Sordariales; Chaetomiaceae
Exons: 2
Coding region: 1-426 (141 amino acids)
Source: RefSeq, a predicted model, not a curated record
AUGCCGAACACUGUUGCUUCAUCAAGUCUUGCCGACAGAUACGACGUUCACGAUUUUGAUAUUGCUAAGGUGCUGCCGCCUAACACUGUGCUUUACACGGCUACGGAGCCGUGCAACGAGAGGUUGGGCGGGAACAGGACGUGGGUCGAGCGCAUAUCGGCAUUAUCGGGCCUGAACGGUGCCACAAGGGUUGUCUAUGUUGGCAUCCGCGAACCUGACAGUUUCAUCAAGCACAAUGAGGGUGUCAUGCGGCUCGAGGAUGCUAGGGUCAUGGUGGUGAUGCUGGAUGAUGCUGAAAUCAGGGGCAGAGACCAUAAGCUAGGCAGGGUACUGGAAGUACCGGUACAGCAGGAACAGGGGCAGAAGACUGGGAAGCAGGCUCUCUAUAUGAUGACCUGGAACUGCGAGAACUUAUCUGGGACGUGA